GUAAAUAUUUAUUCUCAAACAAUGAAGUCUGGAAAAUUAAAAAGAAAUUUUUGGCUCACUGCCGAAAUCGAAUGCAUGCUUAAUUUAAUAAAUGAAGUGAGACUGUCACAAGGAUCGGCACACACUGCAACAACGCACAAUACUUUUACACAAAUUGCUAGCAAAAUGAAAAGGCACGGAUUUCCCAACAAAUCGCCAACUCAAGUGCGCAGAAAAUGGUUUCAAAUGAAAUCGGCAUAUCUUUGCUAUAAAAAAGGCAAUGUGGAUCGUCUAUUUUUGAUACCGGAGAAAUUUCGUAGUGUAAUUGCACAAUUUGUAGAAAAUGGUAGUAAAAUGCGACGUGCUUCCACGACCACACAACCGACUACUGAACGCAAGCCCCAGCCACAACUAGUUAAACCAAAGUCAGCUGUCAGCACAUUUUUGGCUCUUCUAAAGCAGAAUAACAAUUUAUUGAAUGUGGAAUUCAACACAUUGGAAGCGUCGCUUUUGAGCUAUGAGCAAAGGUGCCAAGCAAUGCGAGAUUACAACAUAAUGAAAUACAUGACUUCCUGAGUUAUUCGUAUGUUGUGCCAAUAAAUUGUUCUUCAUAUAAUAUAAUGGCAA
Molecule: messenger RNA, 606 nt
Organism: Drosophila novamexicana
Lineage: Eukaryota; Metazoa; Arthropoda; Insecta; Diptera; Drosophilidae
Exons: 2
Coding region: 22-555 (177 amino acids)
Source: RefSeq, a predicted model, not a curated record